Molecule: messenger RNA, 3799 nt
Organism: Phlebotomus papatasi
Lineage: Eukaryota; Metazoa; Arthropoda; Insecta; Diptera; Psychodidae
Gene: SWIP
Product: WASH complex subunit 4
Exons: 5
Coding region: 322-3720 (1132 amino acids)
Biological process (GO): endosomal transport; endosome organization
Cellular component (GO): WASH complex; endosome
Source: RefSeq, a predicted model, not a curated record
AAAUAAAUCAAUUAUACAAUAUUAUACACUUACCAUUAAUUCACCUAACUUGCAAAUUAACUACCGAAAAUUACGUGAAAAGAUUUCAAGCAGCGGAGUUUGCGCUGUUUCCGUCAGAGGCGCUGGUGCGCCAUGUAAAUUUUGGAACGUCAAAAUAAUUUUUGUUUUUCUUCCUUCAAUAAUUUUUAACGAUAGUCCAAUAAAAAUAAAUAACAAGUAAAUAUAAGUGUUCUUAAAAGUGAAACAGGGUAUCAACUCGAUAUAAGUUGUGGAAACUUAAAAAUAUUCUAUUAAAGAAAUAAUAAACAGAAGAAUUUACACAUGGACUUACAUUCACCAAAAGAGCCAAAAGAUAAGGGAAGAGUGGUAGAAAAUAUUUGCGGAGAACAGCAAUUACGGCAAUUUGGUAAAUUUCUUGACUCUCACAAUCGUCUUCUAAAAACCCUGGAAAAUGAACAACAUAUAAUGCACAAUGAGAGUCAUGCAUUUACGAAAUUUCGUACGACAAUUGAUCAUGGAUACCAUGGAAAAUGUGAAAAAGUUUCGCUUUUCCAACUUGUUGAGUCAGAUAACAAAAUGCUUAACAAAAAUAUAAUUGUUUUCACAUCCCUCUGUGAUGAAAUUGACUACCUAAAUGCAGAAGCUGAGAGUUUACAGUUAAACCUGCUUUAUUAUGAUGAACACGCAGAGUAUUUUAAGGAAUCGGCAAGUUUAAUCACUAAGAAAAUUUCUACUGUUCUAGAAUUUUUGUUCUAUGUAAGACAAUUCUUUCAUCGAUGUAAUGAUGUUCUCGAACUUACCAUCCGGCAGUUUAGUACCUUGUCUGAUGAAACUAGAUGGAUUGGAAAUGCAAAUAAGGCUUUGUACUUUCAAACAGUUUUCGAGAAAAUAUGUGAUUUGAUUGUGAGCAUCUAUAUUUUUGAUGAAAUCUUCUAUGGAUCCCGACUGAAACAAUUUUGGGGACCAUUUAAGAAGCAAAUAACAACCAUGUGUGUAAAUGGAGAUCAAUUUAUCGAAUUCUCUGUGCUAGAUUUAAGUGGAUUGCAACAGAUGAUUGCUGAAAUGGAUGAACUUUUUCAAGGAAAGCUUGUGGAAAUUUCCCUACAGAGAUGUGUUAGAGUUAAAAAGGACGUUUCACCGAAAGCUCUUGGUCAUUUUGCCACCCACAUUCAGUCCCAUAUAAAAAGGACUAUGUCUGAUGUAAUGAAAUACCCCCAAGAUUUAUCAGAACUCAGUGAGUGCAAAGAGAUUGUCCGAAUAAAUGCCAUGUGUAUCUUUUAUCAUGCUUUCUUUGGAAAUCUAGAUCAUAAAAUAUUUAAAAGUCUUAUUGAAUUAAGCAAUAAAUUCUGCGGAAUAACUCUUAUCAGCAAUAUUGUAUGGUGUCCGGAAGUCUUCAUAGGACAACAUGCUGCGACUCUCCUCAAGGGUCAUGAGAAAUUUGUUAAUGAUGCAAGUAAAAUCAGACAGGUUUUUCUUAUGACUAAAACUUCAAAUCUUUCCAAAGAUGUAAACACCUUCACUUUUCGUACGCUUUCUUGGAUUUUGCAAAUGACAACAGAAUUCAAGUUGUUCAAAAAUGAGGUAAAAAUUGAACAAAUACGUACGAGGGCAAAUCUCUUUGCAUCGGGUGCAAGAUUGGCAGGGCAAAUAAAUCACACAAUAAAGUGUGUGACUAAUCUACACGUUAUUGUUCAACAGCCAAUGCAAAAGUUAACUCUCAUGAAUAUUUGCAAGCUACUGGAAUUUCUCAUUACCAUUCAUGAAAUGUUCCAGCAUUGCCGAGGAUUUAUUGUCGAAAAUAUAAACAGCAUAAUUCAACACUAUAACUAUCAAGGAAUCUAUCUGAUAAACGAGGCGAGAAAAAGUCUUUCAUGUGAAAAUUAUAAUGAAAGGAUCUUAGAUUCUCUAGCAGCUCUGCAGAUCACCGAACGGUGUCUUUAUGGACCAGCAACAAAAAAUCGAAUUACAAUUGCCAAGAUCACCCUGAGUGUCUUCGAGUGCAAUGCAUUAAAUUGUCAGGAAUAUAUACAAAAAUUGUUUAAAAUCCUUGGAAGAUUGUCAAUAAUCUUGGAUCUGCAGGAAAUUGUCGAUCGUCUCUGUGAGACAUCUUUUCUUUUCUGGCAUCAAUCACUUUUUUGUAACUACAUAAAGCAGUACUUCGAACAAAGAACAGAUCAUCAACGAAUUUUGGCUACAUUAGAUGGUAUUGAUAAAUGCUUUCAUGGAAUUGGAAAAUGUCAAAGAUUGGAAUUUAUUUGCCAAGAACAAUUUUUUGAAAGUGUUCUAAAAACCCUUUAUGGAAAUGUUAUUGGUCAAUUGUGUGGCCAGAUUGAAACAAGUUUAAGACUAGAUUUUCAUUCUAAUCUUCAAGUGGAGGUCAUAAAUCCUUUUGCGAAACCAUCAAGCCUAGUAAGUUGCAAUGCAUGGCUUGGAAUCGGGGCAUUUAAACUUGCUGAUCGUUACGUGAGCUUUAAGCGGUAUGUCGAAGCUUAUCUAAGUUAUAUGUUUUACAAUUUAACAACAAUAUCUCUGCAUGAUUGGAGAACAUAUGGAGAAAUGAGACGACUAGCACAAUUGAAGAUGAGCUUAGUAACCGUAUAUGAUCACUUGCCAACACAAAUUCUCGAGCAAGGUUGCGAUGUGUUAGAUAUCAUGCGGAAUAUUCAUGUUUUUGUGAGCCAGUAUGUAUAUAAUUUAAAUAAUCAAGUGUUCAUAGAGCGCACUAGUGCCAAUAAACACUUAAACACCAUAAAUAUUCGUCACAUUGCUAAUUCAUUGAGAACUCAUGGUAUUGGGGUUGUAAAUACCACAGUAAAUUUCACGUAUCAAUUUCUUAAGAAAAAGAUUUACCUUAUGUCACAAUUUCUCUAUGAUGAACGUAUCAAGAGCCGUUUGGUGAAAGACCAAAAGUGGUUCAGAGAUAAUUGGGAACAACUUGGACAGAUGUAUAUUUACGAAAGAGCAGACGCUUUUAAUAAGGGUAUCCGGAAAUUGGGUGUCACAGAAUGUGGCGAUAGUUAUUUGGAUACCUUCCGACUGCUCGUGAGUCAUAUUGGCAAUGCCAUGGGGUAUGUUAGAAUGAUGAGAUCAGGAUGUAUUCACACUUGUUCUAUGUCUAGCGCUUUUCUACCUGGGGCUGAAGAACGUGGAAGUCUCACAUUAGGUGAAUUAGUUCGUAGUGAAGGUCUUUCAGCAGCGACCUGCUCUUCAGCUACAAACCUUCAAUCGAAUAUUGAGCAUUUGUGGCAACAAUGGAGUGAAGGAACGGAGUAUUUUAAACUUCUUGUUGACACACUGGCUCCUUUUCUCCGGGCUGCAAAAAAUGUCCACCUCAAGACAUUUUAUCUGAUUGUACCGCCGCUCACAAUAAAUUUUGUGGAGCACAUGCUGAGCAUGAAAGAUAGAAUCGGAAAGAAGAAUCGUCAAGAUGCUGUUUUAUUCACCGAUGAUGGAUUUGUUAUGGGACUGGCUUACAUCCUUAAAAUUCUUGAUCAAAUUGAUGAAUUCAAUUCACUCCAUUGGUUUCGAGCGGUUAAGGUGAAAUAUAUGGCUGAAAAAGAUAAAAUCAUUUUACAAAGAAAGAACAUGGGCCAUUCAGAUGAUGUAAAACUUCACCAAACUCUGGCGCUCACUGAGAAACGUAUUCAUAUAUUUCAGCAAGAAUUUGAGCUCCUUUAUUAUAAUUUGAGCAGUGCUAAAAUUUUCUUUAGCAGUUCCUAAGUAAUAUAUUGAUAGUAUACAAUUAAGAAAUAAUAAACCGAUGUAAUUAUAUACAAGUCAAUAAAUUUUUUCAACUAUA